Dimorphilus gyrociliatus is the source of this 13650-nucleotide messenger RNA. Lineage: Eukaryota; Metazoa; Annelida; Polychaeta; Dinophilidae. The record is from the annotation of a GenBank genome assembly.
AGAACUAUUUUUUAUCGACACCCAUUUUUUUUAAAAUAUAUAUUCUAUUAUUUUAAGUUAUUAUCUUUUAUUUAUUUCGUCUUACUUAUUUUUCACUUAUUAUUAUACUUUUAAAAAAUAUUUAUGCCGUCAACUGCUAAAGACUAUGCAAGGCAAUUAGGUAUUAUAAAAAAGUGCAGUUUAAAAGGCAGAUCGAAUCUGAGAGUAUGUUCACGUCAAAAAUUUAGUUAUUUUGUUGUUAUCGAUUUUGAGAGUACUUGUUGGAAAGAGGAGAAAUCAAUUGUUCAAGAGAUCAUUGAAUUUCCUGCUGUACUAAUAAAUUCAUCAACUGGUAAAGUGGAAUCAGAGUUCCACUAUUAUGUGCAACCGCAAGAACAUCCAAUUCUAAGUGAUUUCUGUAAAGAAUUAACAGGAAUAACGCAGGCUCAAGUAGAAAGAGGAAUACCAUUAAGACUAUGUCUCGACCUAUUUUGUAAAUGGAUGAGGAAGAUGUCAGAGGAAAAAGGAUUCGUAUUCGAUAAUCGUUUAGGGAAAAAAGCAUGCGCUUUUAUUACUUGGUCAGAUUGGGAUUUAAGCGUUUGUCUACAUAAUGAAUGUAAGAGAAAACAGAUAAGAAAACCCAUCGAAUUAAAUAGUUGGAUAGAUUUAAGAAGAGUUUUUAAGAGAUUUUAUGGGAAAACUCCCGCUGGUCUUGAAGGAGGACUAAAAUAUGUAGGUCUAGAGUUUCAAGGAAGACAGCACUCAGGUUUAGAAGAUUCGAGAAAUACUGCAAAAUUAGCAUACAAGUUAAUAUGUGAUGGCUGCGUUUUAACUCUGACAAGAGAUUCUAAAGAUAUAUGCGCUACUACUCUUACAACUAGAAUUAUUCACUCUCCGGAUGUUAGUAUUGAUAAUAACGAUGAUAAUAACAAGAAUAAUAUCAUUAGUUUAAGGGAGAAAGAAACAAACAAUACAAGAAGUACAUAUCAAUGUAUUAAUAGAAAAUUUACAGCUGUUGAUAAGAUCAGUUCACCAACUAUUAAGAAAGAUAAUAAUAAGCUCUUUGCAAUAUCCGAAAAUGAACAACGAAAGAUGAAAAAGAAAAUACUAUUGAAUCCUUUUCAAAUAAAGGAUAAUUCAAGAGAAAUUAGUAAAGAGAAUAAGGAAGAAAGUGAAAAAACUGAGAAAAUGACGAACAAUCAUGAUAAUGGUAAUGAGAAGCUGAUUACAAAAAGUCGUAUUAUUAUUAAGACUAGAAAGUUUAGUAGACCUCAAUAUGAGAUAAUUCAGGAAAAGAUUCCUAUUAAGGACGCUUCAAAAAAUCAGUUAUCGGAAUGUAAAUGGGCAUUGUCGAAGACUAGAAAGAUUAAUGAUCAAUUGAAAGAAAAAGAACAAUUGGGUAAAGCGUCUACACCUCAAAGAACAAAUGGAACAAGUAAUCAGUCCAACGAAUUCAAAACGCCGAAUAGUAUUGUUUUAAAUACAUCGAAAAAUAAGAGUAAAAUGUUAAAAACGCCACCGAUGUGCCAAUGUGGGCGAAGAAGUAAACGUAAGUGCGUUCAAACACCCGGUCCAAAUAUGGGAAGGAAUUUUUAUACCUGUUCCUACGGAAGAAGAAGUUCAGGAUCUGGUGAAGGUUGUAGUUUUUUUUCGUGGGAAGGAGAAGAUAAAUCUGCUACAAACUUAAAAUCGGAUUCAACUUACAGUUAUUCGAUAAGAGAGGAAUAUAUGUCUCCAGAAAUGAAGAGGGCAAAAAUGAAUUUAUCAUCCGAGACGGUUGAUACAAACAGAAAGGAGAAGAUUAUCGAAAAGAACCAAGAGAAUGUUUUUAAACCAGUAUUAGUUUACUCUGCAAAAAAUCAAUUAAAGAAUCCUCCUCCCACUCCCUCGUGCGACGGAGAUGUCUGUACUUGUUCACAAGCAGAUUAUGAUCCAAUAGAUAACAAAUGCUUGAAAGGGGUUGAGUUGGGUCAAUCUUGUAACGAAGACAAUCUUUAUUGUCUGGAUAUAAACAGCCAUUGUUUAACCACUUGUCAAUGUAAAGCUGGUUUUGAGAACGUUGGAGAAGUUUGCCAAAUAAGACUUCAUACUGGGAGUGAUCUUGCUCAACAAUUCAGUGGUGGGGUUCAGCCGACAACCGAACGAAAUACAAUUUUCCUUCUCGAAAAUUCUGUUAUAAAGGCUAGCGGAACACUUUUGCAGUAUCAGUAUAAGCCUAGCUCAGAGGGUUCUUUCACAAUACAAAUAUGGAGGCUAAUGAAAGUUAUCGCUGAAUCAAACUUUUAUUAUAAGCUGAUACAUGAGAAUGAAUUAGUGGUAUCCAAUCAACAAUUAAACUCAAUCUCUAGUUUUACCUUAGCAACACCUAUAAGGGUUGAAGCAAAUGAUAUAAUUGGCUAUAAGACGGUAGAAAGUGCAAACAUCGGAAAUGUUUUAUCUUAUAUUUCAACUGCCUGCCAAUCGGAUACUGAGCGCGGUCAAUUAUUAGCCAACUAUCAAAGUUUAUCACCAAAUUCAGUUUUAAAAUUUACUAAAAGACAAGAUUCGUCAGAUUGCCAAAUAAGAAAAUAUCCAAUAAACGCAAAAAUCCGACCAGACGAUCCUAUUCAUAGGGGAUGUGUUAAGAGUAGAACAAGUGACGAAGAUAUGUCGAUUUUAGUACAGAGUUCUAAAUUAUCAGUUGACCAAUGCUCCCAUUACUGCUGGAAUCUGGGAUAUCUCUACUCCGAAUUGAAAUACCCGAAUAUGUGUAGAUGCGGUCCAUUCUUUGGUACUAAAGAUGAUGAUUCAGUCUUCGCCGCUAACAUACGCUGUUCUUCAUCUUGCACUAGAAUCGGUUCAAAUAGCAACUGGAAAUGUGGAGCCAGUUCAUACGCUUCAGUCUAUCAAUUUCCAUCAACAUUUAUCAAUCAAAAGAUUGAUUCGCUAUUCAAUUCCGCAACUGAAUUCUAUUAUGGUAUAAACGCCACUAUUAAACAGCCGCAAGGUUCUGAGAUUUGCAAAGAGGUUGGCGGUACUUUAGUAGGUGAUCCUACUUUUCUAAAUCAAAAUGGAGGAAGUAACAUAUAUGUUACUGGAAUUAUGAAAAUAUAUGACUUACCAUCGGCCAAUGGUCAAGAAUCAAUCCAAUUACUUAUGAACGAAAAAGGGAACGUUGUGAAUAAGGAUAAUAUUGAAUUUUUACCUAAUAGACCAGAUAAUGUACAAGGAAUAGAGAAUUGUUUAACUUUCCGAGGUAAUAGCAAAUAUGAAGAUAAUAGAUGCGAUGAGAGUUCCGGACGUUUACUUUGUAUAUUUGACAAAUAUCCAUUUGAUAAUUCAUUCGAUACAACUCAAGAGAUAACCUUAUCAUUCGAUAAUGAAAUUAAUACAAAGUGGGCUCAAACUGGCGGAGUAAUUUCCUAUGUUGAAGGCGUUAUUAACAAAGCUAUAUCUAUAACGAAUAACGCAUACAUUGAUAUAUUAUACAAUCGUUUGAGUUGUUUUGAUCUUCCGGCUCAAUGCCAAUCAGGAUUCUCGUUUAUGUUUUUCAUGAAAUUACUAUCCACAAAAGAUCAAAUAAUAUUUGGAUUAAGUUCAGAUACCGGAAAUAUGAAAACAAUAAAACUGCUAUACAUCAGCCAACAAUUGAAAUUAUCUUAUCCAACAGUCGGAAAUCUGGAGACAACUAUAUCAUUAAUAUCAAGCACGGAUUUCACUGCUUGGAAUCAUUUGGCAAUCAUUCAGAGUAUCAAUGGACAAACAAUAAUAUGGAAAGUGUACGUUAAUGGGGAACUCUUGCAAACAGUAAAUAUAGGAUUGGUCGAAAUGACAAAUUUUAUAGGUAUUAGAUACGGUAGAUCUAUUAAUGACCAAAACCUUCAAUAUAAUUCUGAUAUCUAUUUGGACGAGUUAAAAAUAUCAAAUAGAUUACUUCUUGACGAUAAUAUCUAUAGAGAAUACGAAAAAGCUGCUUUAAAAUUAAACAAUGAAAUGACUUUUAAAGUAUCAAAAGAACUGUUGGAAUUAAAUAAUAGAAAUGUUGAAAUUUCACUUGGUAUUCAAGAUAUUGGCUAUAAAUUUAAUAGUAUUCAAUCCGGUUUAAAAGCUCAAAUAGCAAGUGUCUGCAAUUCAUUAUGUACUAAUGGUUUUACUUUAUCAAUUUGGUUGAGGAUAAGACAACCAAUAUCCAAUUAUAAUAUAUUAAAAAAUGAAGGCAAUGGAUUUCAAUUAAAAUAUUUAGUAUCAAGUAAUAAGUUUCAAUUAAAGAAUAAAAUCGGAAAUUUUAUAACAAAUGCAGAAUUUUCACUUCCAUUUGAUAGUUGGUUUCACUUGGCUUGGAAAUCUCAUAGACAAUUUGGAACAUAUGUCUUCCUGAAUUCAAAACAAAUUAAGAAUGUUCAAUUUGUACAAGAUCAAUCCAAUACACCGUCUACUUCCGAUACAACAAACUUUAAUAGUUUAGUUAUUGGAGAAGAAACUAGUAGUAGAUGUCAACAAGGUUGGGAAAAGUAUGGUGAAAAAUGUCUUUAUGUUUCAAAGACGAAAUUUAAUUAUAAAAGAGCAGAGAUUUUUUGUAAACACAAAGAGUCUAUACUGCUCAGAAUAUCUAGUUUGGAGGAACAUAAAUUCGUGAAAUCUCUUAUGAUACUGAAAGGUAUUUCACAUAUAUGGUUUGGUUUAACUGUAAGUGGUCCUGAUAAUAAUACAUGGACUUAUGAUGGUAUAAAACCUAAUUAUAUUCCUCCUGAUCGAAAUCCAUCUAUGGAUGAACGUUAUGGAAAAUUAUCAAAAUCAGAUACGGAUCUACACGAUUCUGACUAUAAAGAUAGUUAUCAUAUUAUUUGUGAAAAGCCUCUUUCUAUUAAGCCUACAAAUGAUAGAGAUGAAGCUUUACCCAAUUGGAAACACUUUAAUGGAUUCUUUUAUUAUAUUUCAACAUUUUCAUCGUCUAGAAUGGAAGCUAUUGAAAAAUGUAACAACUAUUCGUCCAAUCUUGUUUCCAUACUCUUCGAGAGAGAAUAUGAAUAUUUAAAUAAUCAAUUAAAAGGUAAAGGAUCUUUCUUUAUUGGUAUGGACUUUAAUGCUAACGCUAACAAGUACUUUUGGAAAGAUGGUAGUCCAGUUACUGCUGAGAAUAUUAAUUAUAUAAACUUGGAAGGUUCAAAUGGACCAAAUAUUCUACUGGAAUGUAACUCUGGACAAAAUUGCUCUAUUGUUAAAAGCUCAUUAGAACAAGCACGAUUUAUUUGUAAAAGAAAAGAAAGAGUAUUAAAUAGAGGUGGUUGUAACUUUGGAGAUUAUUCUUUCAAUGGACGAUGUCUAUCAGUUAUUCAAGAAGCUGGAAAAUAUUAUGAUAUUGUUAAAAAAUGUAAUUUAUUGGGUGGUGAAGCUGUUUCUCUGACUAAUCAGGAAGAUGUUCCGGCUCUCGAAUCUAUUAUGAUCGCUCUUAAUCAAAACGGAAAGUCAUUCUAUAUCGGAGGUCAUAGAACUGUUUCAGGAGGUGAUUACUACUGGAUAACUGGCGAGAUUGUAACAUCUAUAAAUCUAAGAGAUGAGGGUUCCUCACCGUCUUUCUGUAGCAUAGCUAAAUUAUCCAAUGACAAUACUAUGUACAUGGAAAGCUUAUGUAAUAAUGAAGAUGGAUUAUUAUGCGAAUACGAUGCUGGAACGGUUAUGGAAAUGGACGACCUUAGACUUUAUUCUUCAGCUUUACCCGAUACAGAUAUCACCAACAUCUAUAAGGAACAAAAUGCCAACUUGAAAAUAUUAAAAAUACCUUGCAGUACAAAGUUGACGGAUAAUACGGUCAGAGGUCAAAAGAUAAGUGGAUCUGGAAAAAGUUAUAUAGAUAUUGCAGCUACGUCAAAGUUAAUUUACGAUUCAUCUAUAAUGAAGGAUGUUCUAGAUAUUAAAGAUAGUGAAUUUAUUAAAUAUACUAUUGAUUCAAAUUGGAAUGCUUGUUUGAUGAGUUUAAGCAGUUGUCUUGGUGGUUUUUCAAUUGGUUUUUGGGUCAAAUUUAUGGGAAAUAAACCACUGUUUCAAUUGUUAUCCAUUAGAAAUCAACUAACAAUUUCUGUUGAGACCACUCUAAAUAUUAAAUAUCUAAAUUUGGUUAUUAAUGAAUUGAAUAUAAAUGAAAAAGCUUUUCUUCCAACUGUAAACGAUUGGUUCUAUCUAUCAAUUGCUUAUCACUUAAAUCAUGGAUUGGAUGUUUAUGCUAAUACGCAUAAGAUUUUAUCAAGUCCUACUCCAGUAGCUUCAGCGGGUGCAUUCGCCCCAGGAGCUUAUUUACAAAUUGGCGGAGAACUACCAAUGAGACUAAGAGAUUUUAUGUUUCAAACAAACUUUUGGAAUGAAAAGAUAAUUUUUGAUGAAGUUUAUUCAUUAAAACGAUUAUGGAAUGAGAACUUUAAUAGUCAACUCGCAGGUAGUUCAGCAGUAUUGGAAGAACAUAAUCUAAUAUUUGGAAAGUCUUUAAGAAUGUCCCCAAGUGAUCAGAGUUAUAUUAUAACUACAGACCAAUAUGCUAAUUGUUUAACGAACUUUGAUAAUUGCCAGAAUGGAAUAACAAUAUCUUUCUUUAUGUUUUGGAAGGAGUUUACUCAAACAUUCCUUAGAUUCUAUAUAAAUAAAGGAAAUAAUAACUUCUUACUGAGUAUUAUUGGAACAGGAAACAAUUUCAAAUUAACUAUUCCUGGUCGAAUGGCGUCUAUUAAUAUACCAAGUAGUAUUAGCAAACUUAAAUGGUAUCUCUACGUCUUUACAAUCGAUUUUAAAACGAAUACUUUCCUGUUAUACAUCGAUGGGAUUAGAUACGAAAUGACUUCAGUAUUUUCUGAUCAUUCAUUCGAUCCAACACAUUUUAGUCAAAUUCAAAUUUCACCUCCUGAGGAAAGUCUACUAAUUGAUGAAUUAAGAAUUCAUAACAAUAUCGUUGGUGAUUGGAGUUACGCUAUUCCUUUUAAAUCAUGCUAUGAAUACUACGAGAAUGGAAUACUAACUAAUGGUGAUUAUUACAUAGAUCCAGAUGGUAUAGAGAGUCCUUCACAACCAGUACUUGUCACUUGCGAAAUGGACAAUAAUAGGGUUCAAAGUCAAUUUGCGCAUGACAGGAAUGCUAAAUUAUUUAUUAAUCCAUCUGUAAUGCAAGUGGACAAUGAAGGAAACGCAAAAAUUUUAUUAAAUUAUCAACUGGAUACUAAAGUUUUAAGAGAAAUUAUUAAAUCUUCUGUUCAAUGUUAUCAACAGCUAACUUUUGAAUGUUCAGGAACUCAGAAUCCUGUAAGAAUGAUGAGACAGUCUAUUGAAGAAACUACUAUCGAUUUUUGGAAGUCAACUCCAAAAGAAACGUCAACAAUUCAAUGUUCAACUGGUCAAAAUUUCAUUCAGAAUACAGUUUUAAAAGCAAAAGAUCAACUACCUAUAACAUCGGUAGUUAUACAAGGAAUUGAAUCAAAUUCAGGCGAACAAAUAUGGUCUGUUGGACCCUUAGUUUGUCAAGGACCUGAUAAAAGAGGCAUUAAAUUUGCCUUUAAUAAACCAGACUUUAGUAAUAUAAUAACUGAAGAGGGAAUGCAAAUAUCAUCUGGACAAUCGGAUGGACUAAUUCAAACUUAUACAUCUGAAUCUAUCAAUAAAGAUGUACUACUUGUUAUUGGAAAAGAAAUUACCAUAGAAGGAUGGAUUUCAAUAGGUGUUCUAUGGAAAAACGUUGAUACAGAAACGGCGAAAGUUUAUUUAAAUGGUUUUGAAUUGGCAACGACCCCUUCUUCUAUAAGUAUUGAUAGAAGUUCAAAUGAGAAGGUUGUCAUUGGUUCAGCUAGUUCAAUUAAAAAUCAAAUACUAAUUGAAUCAUUAAUUCUAUACGAAACUUUUGUUGAAAAAUCAAAAUAUGAGGAAAAAUUUCCAAGAUUUCAACUAAAUUACAACUUUUUUAUGGACAGAGUUGUUGAGAUAAGAGGUCAAAGUAACUAUAUUGUUCCAUCGAAAGAUAAUAAAGACCCUUACUUUACUAUAAUAACCGAUAAUCCAAUGUCUCUUAUGGCUAAAUUAGAUAACAAUAUAAAUGGCAUAAAAUUAACUGAUGGAGCGUUAACGGCAUAUUUUUAUAAGGAAUGUAUAGUUAAUUUAGAAGCUUGUAAUCGUGGCUUUAGUUUAGGAUUUUGGUUCAUUACAAAUUUCAGAGCGAAUAGAAAGAUAACUGUUCUAAACUUUGGCAGUAACUUUAAAAUAAGUAUCAUCUUUGAAACAACCACAAAAAUAGAAGUUGCAUUAACAGAGAAUGACGGUUCAAAUAUAAUCAAAAUGGCUCCUAUAAGUUUUAGCCAUUGGUCACAUAUUGGAGUUGUGUAUGAUAAAUCAAUGAAUGGAGCAGUAAGACUCUAUGUAAAUGGUGAAAAUAUUGUAUCUAGCUCAACGGGCAGGAGGAAAAGGUCAGCGUCUUCCAAUUCACAACAAAACAUUCCUAGCGAAGUAGUUAUAGGAUCAAAGGAGUCUUCUACUAGAAUGCCAUUUAUAAUUGAUGAUGUAAUAUUUAAAGAUGACAUCGUAGACUUCAAUGAAGUCUAUAAUUCUCCAGGAUUUCAACGGUCCAGUUCCUCGAGUACAUCUUCUACAAGUGGAUUCAUUAGAAGAAUUCUAUUUAACGAAUUUGAAGAAUCUUCACAAACUAUUCCGUUAUAUCCUAAACCAGCAAGUGGCUCGUUACCGAAUGGAGCUGUUAAAACAAAUGACUAUAUCUCGUUGAACGGUGAAAAUCAAUACAUUAGCACAACGACAUCGUGGAAUUCUGAUUGUAUAACAAAUCCUUCGACUUGUGGUAACGGAUUUGCAUUAGCUUUUGAAUUUAAAUUUGAUGAAAUAACUAGCCAAGAUCAAUAUUUUCUAACAUUGGGAAGUUCUGGUAUUAAUGAAAAUGGUCUAGUUUUUGGCUUUUUACCAACUGAUGAUACGCUACCAUUUAGAAGGCAUUUUACUAUAAUAUAUAAAGAUCGUUAUAAAAAGCAUUCGAUAUGGUUUGAUGGUGAAAAAGAUACUUGGUAUAAUAUGUUUAUAUCAAAAAGUAGCUCUAUCUCUUCGGGAUUAACGGUUUUUCUAAACGAUCAAAAAUUAACGAAAAAUAUCUUAACCGAAAAUCUACAAGGUUCACAGACCGAAAUACGAAGUUGCAUUAUUGGUAAACAUGAUAAGGAAAACAAGAAUUUUGCAAAGAUAUCGAUAAGAACAUUUACGUUUUGGUCUCAUAGCGCAGACCAUCCAUGGGACAAUAACAUUUGGCUUUCUAUAAGCUUAACAAAAUUAACUGAAUAUUUUGCUUACUUUCCAAUGUCUGGAGGAAAACGAUGUCAGGACAUGUGUAAGAACAACGACGCUUGUCUAUCAUUUAGUAUAAGAGGCAUCCACUGUUAUCUAUCAACUAAGACACGAACUCAGCUGACAGCCUUAACAUCUAGUCAGACUAAUAGCAAUUUUGUCGAAAGACUAUACCAUUAUUUACCAGAUGAAAAAUGCCAAAGUAAAACUGGAUUCGUUGCUAAACUCUACGGUUCAAAAUGUUUGCAAUUCUCCCAAUCAACUAAAUCUUUUACCGAAGCCAAAUCAAGUUGUGAGAGUUUAACUGGUAAACCUUAUAAACUAUUUAAGAUAGACGAUGAACAAAUCUCUUGGUUUAACUCAAAUGAAGACAGUUCACAGUCGACCUUUUUCACUGGUUAUACUUUGGAAGAUUACGAUAAAUUGACCUAUAACAACUGGGCACCGAAGCAGCCAGACUAUUUUAGACAGAAUUCGGCCAAUUGUGUACCGAUUUUUGGAGGGAAAACUGCUUCCUGGUCAAUGAACGAUUGUAAUAACAACGAAAAGUCAUAUUAUAUAUGCUCCACUAAUCUGUAUCCAAUUAGCUACAAGGGUUGUUUUAGUGAGAGUCUCUUUUCAAAUACUGUUAUUGCGAGUAUAAGCAAUGUUACCGUGGAAAAGUGCGCCGAAGAAUGUAAAACCCUACCAGAAAUGCGUUACGCCCUUUUAAAAAAUGGAAAUAUUUGUAAAUGCCUAAAGUUUUUCGAUAUUACAACUAUAUAUAAUUCAAGACACUGUAUGAUACCUUGCGAAGGUGACAUCGAACGUUAUUGCGGUGGUCAAUCGUCAUUCGACGUCUAUCAGAUUGACUAUACAACCUCCAUUAGCGUUACUGGCGUAGACGAUUUCAAUGCGAUUAUCCUACCUUCAACGAUACUGAAAACUGGACAAAUUAUAUCCAUAGAAAUUAAUACUGACGUAACUGAUAAAGCAGGUUUCUAUUUUAGUUUUUCGGAUGGUACUAAGAAACCGUGGUCGUUGGUAAAUAAGACAGAGCACGAAUUUACAUCACCAGGCGUCUAUUACGUAGACGUCAGUGUCAAGAAUGAACUAAGCUACUUGAACAAGACCUAUACGAUAAUAGUUCAAGAUGCUAUCGAAAAUCUCGAGAUACAAUCGGACGAUAGGAUAAAGUUUUCACAAGAAUAUUCUAUAGAUUUAUCGUUUACGAAAGGAACAAAUGUUACUUGUAAAAUAACAGAUGAAAAAGAGAUAACUAUUAACCGUUUUUUCCCUACUCAUAUCUCUCAAGAGAAAAUAGUAAUUCCUUUCUCAAAGGUCAAUAAUUAUACUAUGAAUAUUACCUGUUCCAAUUUACUAAAUGCUGUUUCAAAAGAAAUAAGCGUUAUUGUACAAGAAGAGAUUAGAGAUUUAACUUUAAGUGUGAAACCUGAUAAGGCUCCAUUUGGUAAAACUAUACUUAUUAUUUGGAGUAUUGGCAAAGGCACUCUCGUCUCCUUUGUAGGCCUAUUAGAUAAUAAAAUAGUGCCUAUUGAUUAUGUUCAUGGUCAAUUAUCUGGUAGUUAUAAGACAUCAACAACACCUAUUGGCAAUCAUACAUUUAUGUUACAAGCUUCUAAUCUUGUUUCUGGACCUUUAAAUAAGACAGUUAAAUUUCAAAUAACGAAUGGCAUAUCAGACAUGAAAUUAAGAGUUAAUUCUCAAAUAAUAAGAACAGGGUAUGAAACUAUAGCAACAGUUUUUCUCUCAAAAGGUUCCUUGUUUACAACAAAGAUAUGGUACGGUGACGGUACAGUUGAAACUCAUCAAACAAAUGAUGAAAUACAAAAUUUUGAGAGAGUUUUCAAAUAUAAAUACAAACAACCAGGCGUUUAUUUAUUAGUUGUUCAAGUAACAAAUGGUUUAAACUCAUUUACUGAAAAUUCAACAAUUUACGUUCUCAACACCGUAAAAUUCAUUACAGUCGCCACUCAAAAUGUUUCUGCUAGCGAGGAAGCUGUAUUCUUUAAUUUCCUAUCCUAUAAAAACAAUCCAAAACCAACUAACGCAACUAUGACAAUAGAUUUUGGAGAUGGCGAAAAAUUUAAGACUAUUGAUGUUAAUAACAUAAUAUUUCCCUAUUACGAAAGAUACCGAUACCUAAGGGAAGGAUUUUAUCGACUUCAAGUAAACAUAAGCAAUAAAUUAGAUGACAAUACUUUUACAAGAGAUGUUCAAGUUGGUCACCAAAUUAAAGGAUUAACCUUAACUGCUCCAAAGACCACUGUUGCGACUAACGUACCAUUAGUAUUAACAGCCGAUAUGGUUAAGGGAACAAAGUGUCGUUAUUCGUUUAGUUUUGGUGAUGGAGAAAGUUAUAUUGACCAGAAAUUAAGAACUGCGCCAUUCGCUGAGAAAUUCUUGUCUCAUUCUUGGAAGAAGGAAGGAUCAUUCGAUAUUUUAUUAAAUGCUACAAACAUGUUUGGACAAAAAUCAUCUAAAUUAACAAUUAUUGUACAAGAACCUAUUCUAGGCUUACAACUUACAAACAACGGACCACAAAUUCCUGAUAAACCAGUAAAUUUUGUACUAACGAUAUCAGAAAUUGGUACAAACAGCUGUUUUAAAUGGGAAUUUGGUGAUGGUAAAGAAUUUUUGUUCGGCUAUCCACUUUGUCCAGAUAAGAAUUCAAACUCAAAUUUCUUAGUUAUUGAAUCGUCUGUCUUGAAAAUAUCACAUAAUUAUACAACUUCCGGUUUGUAUAAAGCGACAGUAACUGGAUGGAAUAGCGUUUCAAAUACUAAAGCUUCGUCGGAGGUAGCUAUAGAUAAAGUAUUAUGCAAUAUACCGGAAGUUGAUUUGCAAAAUACCGGUAAAAUAAUUAAAGAGGCUAAUGAAGUUUACCGUUCCGAGAUCGUACAGAUAAGUUCUACUGUACAAAUGCAGUGUAAUCCACCGAAAAAAGCUGUAAAUACUUGGUCUCUCUAUCAAGUAAGCUUUUAUUUUAAUGGCACUGAAAAAUUAACUAGAAUUCAAAUCCCACCUCAAAUAAAUCAAAUGUCAUUAAAAUUGCCAAAACGAUAUUUAGCUUUGGGAAUAUAUAAGGUAGUUGUUACCGUUAAUCCCGAAGGUUUAAAAACUAUAUCUAAAGAAGCUUGCGGUUACUUUUUAAUUGUAUCUUCACCUCUACUACCAAAUAUGGAAGGAGGAAGCAGAAGAACAGCACCUAAUAAUAGAGAUCUUUCAUUAGAUGCCUCUAAAUCUUACGAUCCAGAUGUAGAUAAUCCAGCAUUCUCAGAAUUAAGCUAUAACUGGUAUUGUAGACUUGAACACGAAAAAUUUGCUAGAGAUUCAAAUGAAAAGUUAAUAGACACUGCGACACAAGCUGGUUCAGGUGGGUGCUUUGGCGAUGGACCAGGAAAAUUAACAUAUUCGACAGCCAAAGCCGUCGUAGAUAACAGACUAUUAAAAUAUGGUCAUAUUUAUGUAUUUAAACUUGUAAUCUACAAAGAUGAUCGAUUGGCCGAAUAUGAUCAAACUGUUGAAAUAAUUGGCGGUCAAAAUCAAAAAUUAUCAAUAGAAUGUAAGUCGAAUUGUAUGAGAAAAGUGGAUGCGAGUCAAAGUUUAAAAGUGAUUGGAAAAUGUGAUUCGUGCGAUAUGGCUAAACAACAUGCUUUAACUUAUUCGUGGUCUCUAUACGAACAAGAGGAUAACACAGAAAAGUUUAAUUUAGUUAAAGAAUUUCAAGAUCUAACGAAUUCAGGUGUUACAAAGAGAUUUCUAGUCCUUAAGGAAAACGUUCUGACCUUCGGUAAAAGUUAUAGGUUAAGAUUUGGAAAUUUGGAGGCAUAUAGCGAAUACGAUUUUAGCGUUAAUUACCCGCCUUAUAACGGUCAUUGUGCCAGUAAUAUUCCUAUAGGAUUCGCUUUGGAAACAUAUUUUAUCUUUAAAUGUGAAAAAUGGUUGGACGAAGGUCCCAGACAAAAACGAGAUCCUAUAAUGGAUGCGAAACAGCCGGUUACGUUGUCUUACAUCUUCCAAUAUGCUGUUCGAGGUCGGGAUACUACGCCUAUACUGCUUUUUGAAUAUACAGGACCAAAGCCUGAAACUAGAAAGAUUCAAAUGCCUCAAGGAGAAGAGAUGCACGAUAAUCUUAUCGAUAUUUUUGUUACAAUAAGGGAUAAGCAGAACACAGCCGCUCAAGUACAAUUUAAGAUACAAGUUCUUCCGAGUAGAAGAACUGCUAAAGAAAUACAAAAUUCUACCGCAUUGGAGAAACUCGAAGCCGACGGAGAUCUCGUCGGAGUGUUUAGAUUCUACGGUCAAAUAUCUGAACUUCGAACCAAGAUACGCAGAGAUUGUUAUAUGUUAUCUUACCCUAUAAAAAAUAUUUAG